GAUUAUUUGCAAUUUAUACAUAUGUUGUGACGGUAUCCACGUUCAGUUUGAUCAUUGUUCCUCCAUGUAUUGGCCAACCAUUCAGAUAUCUGACAAACCUUACAGAUCGGAACAAACCAUUACCGCUCCAGACGUAUUAUUUCUAUGACACAGAUAAGAACGGUUCACUUGGACUCAUUGUUCUUCACACCUGUGGUCAAUUGGAGAAUUUAAGACAUCGAUUAGUCAAUUUGGUUUCAUGCAAAGAUUUCGACAGAGCAUUAAAUAGUAAUAUUAUGACUCAUACACGAAUUAUUAGGUUUGUCUAUAACAUCGAAGAUAUAUUCACUUUUAUAAUGCUUGGAUUGAUAUUAUAUUUUGCUAUUAUAUUUUGUCUAUAUGGAUUUCAGUCGCUUAUCGUGAUUACAGAAGGAAAAAUUAAUGAUGCGGGAAUCCUACGAGUAGGCUAUAUAGUAUUUGUCGUUGUAAUUCUAUUUGUACAAAUGUUUCUUUAUUGUUAUGUUGGAGAGCUAAUAACAGAAAAAUGUGAAGCAAUAUAUUAUACUUUGUGCGAGCUUGAAUGGUAUAAACUGAAAUCGAGUCAAGCUAAAAAUCUUAUUAUAUUAAUGAUACGAAUCCAAAAACCUCUUCGCAUCACUGCAGGAAGAAUUGUUCCUCUAACAAUAACUACUUUUUGCAGCUUUGUAAAAACGUCGAUUGGAUAUAUAUCAUUUUUACUGACGCAAGCCUAAAGAAAUG
Molecule: messenger RNA, 738 nt
Organism: Camponotus floridanus (Florida carpenter ant)
Lineage: Eukaryota; Metazoa; Arthropoda; Insecta; Hymenoptera; Formicidae
Product: odorant receptor 22c-like
Exons: 6
Coding region: 276-731 (151 amino acids)
Biological process (GO): sensory perception of smell; detection of chemical stimulus involved in sensory perception of smell
Cellular component (GO): plasma membrane
Molecular function (GO): olfactory receptor activity; odorant binding
Source: RefSeq, a predicted model, not a curated record